This is a messenger RNA of Amyelois transitella, 985 nucleotides long. RefSeq names its product mitochondrial import receptor subunit TOM40 homolog. The transcript has a single exon. Bases 17 to 985 code for a protein of 322 amino acids. Gene Ontology annotation, biological process: transmembrane transport. Gene Ontology annotation, cellular component: mitochondrial outer membrane. The record is from RefSeq and is a predicted model, not a curated record. NCBI's taxonomy places the organism in Eukaryota, Metazoa, Arthropoda, Insecta, Lepidoptera, Pyralidae.
UUUUUUAUCAACCAAUAUGGAUUUAAACGAAACUACUAUCAAAGAGGAAGUCAGUAACUUGGUGUCCAAUUUUCAGAAGCUACUACCGAAGAAGAAGAACAUAAUAACUCUAGAUGCACCGAAACAGAAAAUGAUACGUCUCGCUGACAUGCACGCAGAAGCGAAGAGUGUGUUUCCAAUAUGCUUCACCGGCGCCAAAGUUGUCAUCUUGAGAGAAGUCAUGAACAGGGUCAAAUUAGUACAACAGUAUAAUUACGGACGAACUAAAGAAACUUACAAGGCGUUUACACACCUGUUAUACAAAGAGAUGGAGUCGAAAACAGUUGAUGAAGGCUUAUUAGUAGACUCUGCAGGUUCAGCUACAGCAACGUACACUGAAGACCUGGAAGGUGGAUAUACAAUGCAUUUAACAUCCAAAAUUCGGGAUUUAAUCUGUUCAGAAUCGGAAAUUGUGUUUGAUAGAGAAAAUCAGAAGUCUGUCGCGUCGAUAGCAUGUUCUAUGAGAGAUGUCGACCCAAACACAUUACGGCUGGUGACGCAGUGGGUGUACAAAGUUAUGCCCGAGUUUUCUUUCGGUUCCGAAGUGAGUUUUAGACCAAUGAUGUAUCCUCCACUGCCAGAAGUGUCAGUGACUGCGAGAUACGAAAGGUCGUCUUUCACGCUAUCAUCGACGGUCAGCAAAGCUGGUUUCCAAGCUUGCCUGUACAAGCAGUUCUCUCCGGAUUUGCGAAUAUCGACAAUCGUUAAUGAGGACGUCCAAGAUGGUCGGACCACAAUCGGCUUGGGUCUGCAUAAAAAGUAUCAGAAUGGCUCGGAGUUGAAAGUGUUCGUUGACUCGCAAAAAUCUGGAGGGUUCACGUUUCAAAAAGAUGUUCUGUUUUAUGAGCCGCAUAAUGAAAUACGUGUGCUGCGCCUUAUUGGGAGUACUUUAAUAGAUAAACAGAGGAGGGUGAGAUUUGGGUUUGGAUUCGAACUAGAUUUCUGA